Messenger RNA from Mizuhopecten yessoensis (Yesso scallop), 1011 nucleotides. RefSeq lists its product as uncharacterized. The record is from RefSeq and is a predicted model, not a curated record. Lineage: Eukaryota; Metazoa; Mollusca; Bivalvia; Pectinida; Pectinidae. The transcript has 4 exons. Bases 171 to 932 code for a protein of 253 amino acids.
AGUAAAGAUAUACAAUAUAUUUGACGCAACUAUUGCGCGCAUUUAAACGCGAGAGCUCACAACAAGCUAAUACACCAUAGGUCCAAGUCAUUUGUACAACAAAAAGGACACGAAUUCGUGAAAGAGACAUAAUUAGCGAUUGGUUAUGUAUCUUUGAACAUUUGAUUUAAAUGAAUCUACACAUAUGUUUGUUCGUGUUUGUCCUCAAUGUUUUGGGGUCGCGUGCAGCACCAUAUAUAGAUGCCUACAUAAAUCCGGAGAGGUCCGAAUUUAAUUCCGGGGCUGCUCUUAACCCCGGUACGGACUUCCAGAUGGGUAACUGGACGAUGGAUUAUAACGACACCAGUGAUUUUGAAGUAGAAAUAUCAUCUUCUCCAGAACUGCUCGAAAGAAUACCCGGACAGACUGCCACUGUUACAGUAAAGGAUGAGAUGGAGCUGUUUUUGUUCAUGCCGGCCGAGGAAGAUGUCUGCUACAUCAAAGACAUGAACGACUUUGAGGACGACAAGGGAAAAAAGAAUAUGGUAAUGAGGAGGGACGACUGCAAUGACACCAACGACACACUAAUACCGAAACAGAUAAAUUUAUCACUUCCGGAAAAAUGCCGAUCACUUCCGGUCAAAUGGUUGGACGAAUUUUACUGCUACAACAACAUCAACCCAGACAACCCAGACAUUAUCAAAGCACUCCGGCCGUUCCCUGGUCAUAAACGGUUUUGUACCUACGAGUCCGAGACGGUGCGCACGCAGACUUGUUACUGUUGGUCGUGUGGGAACCCGCUAAUCAAAAAGAAGACACUUGUAUGUUUGCGCUCCAUGCAAAUCAACAGCUCACUUAAGUGUAAAAGGGAGAUAACGAGCUACCAGUCUGAUAGGGAUUACAUCGUCACCGAGGAAACAAACAACGAUAGACUUUACGUAUCGGCAGAUUGAAUUGUUUAUAAAUAAACGUCUUUUGGAUAGAAAACAAUUGAUCUACUUUACCGUCAGGAAUUAAAUCUCCGAGAAGGAA